Penicilliopsis zonata CBS 506.65 is the source of this 4041-nucleotide messenger RNA. RefSeq lists its product as hypothetical. Gene Ontology annotation, biological process: vesicle-mediated transport; endosomal vesicle fusion; autophagy. Lineage: Eukaryota; Fungi; Ascomycota; Eurotiomycetes; Eurotiales; Aspergillaceae. The record is from RefSeq and is a predicted model, not a curated record. Gene Ontology annotation, cellular component: cytoplasm; fungal-type vacuole membrane. The transcript has 5 exons. The coding region runs from base 402 to 3926 and encodes 1174 amino acids.
UUCCGGCCAAGCUAAUAGUGUUGUGAAUGUUGUCAUAAUUUUCAAGAUUACCCCACGAAGAAGUGAUUUAACUGCUUUUUUUUGGUUAUCAGGUAGAGGAGUGUUUAGGACUGUAAGGAGGGGGUAUGAUGACAGCUAUUUAGCCGGUAAUAUCGUGCAGUUGUUGAGGCUGAAGGCUUCAAGUCCAUUAGGAUGACAAUAUAGCGGAGGAGAAUACAAACAGCUAUUAUAUUCCUCCUUUCUUCAACAGAAGCUCAUCAAUUAAGAGUCAACUACUCAGUCUUACUCAGCAGCUCCGCAGCCAGCGUCACCAACACCCUCCCUCACAGCUUCCCCCCUUCUUGCUCCCUCUCCUAUCGCCGCCAAAGGCAUCAGCGGGGCAUGCCCGGAGUCUGCCCACGAUGGCCUCGGAAGAUAAUGGCGUCGGUCCGCGCAAGAAACGCCGGGUCGACGAUGCGAAAGCUGCUCCCUAUGUGCUACGGCAGCUGCUUGAUAAGGUGCCCUUAGCUACGGAGGAUCACAGCGCCAAGGUCAUCAUUACCUGUGUGGAAUACUGGAAUGAGAAUCUCUACAUUGGUACGUCGGCGGGGGAGAUCCUACAUUUUGUCUGCCUGCCGGCGGACCCUUCGGACGAGUCCAACGAGCCUUCCUUUAUCCUCGCCUCGAGAUUGCCUAUCCGGUCCUCGCAGAACUCCCCAACUGCGAACGGUGUGCAGCAGAUUUUGCUGCUUCCGAUGGUUAACAAGGCGUGCAUCCUGUGCAAUGGCGUGACGACAUUCUACCUGCUCCCGGAGCUCAGCCCCGCGUUUGGAAACACCAAGGUCUCGCACUGUCGCUGGCUCGGGGGUCUCGAUCUCAACAGGAUGGUGGAUGAUCCGGAGAAUCCGGAGAAACCUGUGAUCAUGAUUGCAGUGCAAAACCGGAUCAUGCUGGUCCGAAUCGGCGACGAGGCGCGACUCGUCAGGAACAUCGAAUUCCCCGGGUGUCUGGUCGCGUCGCGAAGAGGGACGAUAGCCUGUGUUGCCGACCCUCACACAUACUCACUGCUCGAGGUGGAGCACCAGCAGAAGAUUCCGCUGUUUCCAAUCUCUUCCUCGCAGGAGGUAGUCGAGAUUAGUUCCGUUGAAGACGAAAGGUCCCCCCCUGCUUCGCACCCGAGUUCGCCUCCUACAAAUAGCCCUGGCCAUCAUACUCGGAACACCAGUUUGAACGCUAUCGUCAAUAAACUCCAGCAGAACCAGUCGUCGACCCAUGGGAGCAGGCCUGAGUCGGUGACGCCGGACCUCACAACAACAUCUGGGGCAUCAAGUCGGUCGAGCUCACGGGGUCGGGAAAGAACGAUAUCCCCAAGCGACUCAAAUGAGAGCCGGCCUCGCAGCUCUCAGCCUCCACAAAGUGAUGGCGCGAAGCCCCUCCCGCCUCUCCCCAAACUGUCCGCUUCGCAGUUACUGAGACCGCACAUUGUAUCCCCCACUGCGUCGGAAUUCUUGCUGGUGACUGGGACGGAGAAGUCCGAGCCCGGUGUCGGAAUGUUUGUAAAUAUUGAUGGUGAUGUGGUUCGUGGCACGAUCAAUUUCCACAGAUAUCCGGACUCUCUCAUCAUCGAUGGCUCUGAAGACAAUGAUUCCAUGCAGACCCCAGGUGCUCUGGAGGAGUAUGUUAUUGCUGUGAUGGACUUUGAGGAAGACGGCAAGACUUACAAACGGCUGGAAGUGCAACGCUGGGAUGUUGACCCAGGAGAAGAUGAGCGGCCCAAGGCAUGGCUCGAUAUUCCACUAGUUGGGGACGAUUCAGACUCGGCGGAAGUUGUUCUCCGCCACACCAAUAGCCCAAGCCAGCUUGAGUUUACCGAAGUCAGCAAGUUGUUGCGAAUGGUCCGGCUCAAGACCCCUUUACUAUCCCCCUCCCAGAAAGGCGGCGCCUCGUCCGAACGAGGCUGGGAGGCCGAGCGGGAUGCCGAGGAGGCCAAGUUUGCCCGCUCGCUUGGGGGAAUCAAAAGCAGUCUAAUAAUGUGGUCUGGGGACCAGAUCUGGCGACUGCUCCGGAAUCCGCUGACUGUCCAGCUGGAUAGCGCUCUUCAGAACGCGCAGACCUGUGGCGAGGAUGGAACCACGGCGACGCUGCAGCGUAAUGCGAUCCUAAGCUUGAUGCAAUCGAUCAAGACGGCCGAGCCGCGCUCGGAGGCGGAAUACCUGGGGCUCAACUAUGCGAAGCAAAAGGCCAGCCUGCUUCUGUUUGGGGACCUUCUAUUCAUGGAGUCCGCGUCCACGAAUAAGGAGGUCAUCAAAUCUACAGAAAAGGCACUGGUAGAUGGAAAUCUGGACCCGCGCAUUCUCUUACUGCUGGUGCCUCUCCUACGAUGUGAAGUCCUUCAGGGCCCCAAGGGCAUCUGGAUCCAUGCAGGUCUGGCUGCCGUUGCGGAGGACUACACUAAACGAUUAGAAAAGGAGAAGGAGAAUUUACCGGAUGGGGAUGUGCUCACCAGCACUGUGUUGAACCUGGUCAAGCGGUUUCUACUCUCGUGGCAACAGAAGCGUGGGUACGGGAGCAUCACGGACGAAACAUAUGUAUUUGACAGUGUAGACGCCGCUCUACUCCAUUUGCUCCUCGAGCAGGUCUCGAGCUCUGAGCAAAAUGCCAAGUCUGCUGCUGCUGCUGCUGCUUCAGUACGUACCGAGCUGAACCAGCUGGUCGACUCGUGGAAAGGCAACUUUGAGCGUGCUGUGGCGCUGCUGGAGGAGUAUCGGCGGUUGUACGUGUUGAGCCGCCUGUAUCAGAGCCGCAAGAUGUUCGGGAACGUGCUCAAAACUUGGCGGCGAAUCGUGGAUGGCGAGCCAGACGCGGGGAGCGAGGUGACGACCAAGGGGAUCGAGGCGCAAAUGCGUCGGUAUCUUGUCAGGACCAAAGAUGCGCAGCUGGUCGAAGAGUAUGGCUCAUGGCUCGCGGCGCGCAACCCCAGCCUGGGCGUGCAAGUCUUCGCGGACAAUACGAGCCGGGUCAAACUGGAGCCGACAGAUGUGGUCGCCUUACUCAAGAAGCGGGCGCCCAAUGCCGUCCAGAUAUACCUGGAAUAUCUGGUAUUUUCGAAGAAUUACACGCAAUACGCCGACGAUCUCAUCUCAUACUACCUUGACACCGUGCUGUCGGUACUCGAGUCCUCGCCCGCGGCCCGCACGUCGCUCUCCGAGUCAUACUCGACCUACCGCGCCCUGCGGCCACCGAAACCAACAUACCUCAACUUCAUCACCGAGAACACCCCCGCCGAGGCAUGGUGGCAGUCGCGGCUGCGGCUCCUGCAACUGCUCGCUGGGGGCAGCCUGUUUUCCAAAACAGCGUCUGCGACGGCAUCCUCCUCAUCGUCGGUUCUGACGUAUUCCAUCCCCGCCGUGCUGGCGCGGAUCGAGCCCUUCCAGAACGAGCUGGUCUCGGAGAGCAUCAUUCUCGACGGCUUACAAGGGCGGCACCGUGAAGCUCUACGGCUGUUGACGCACGGGCUAGGCGACUACGACUCGGCGAUCCGAUAUUGUCUUCUCGGGGGUCCGCGCGGCAGUAGUGGCGGAAGUGCAGACGCGAACAUGGCCUCCAAGGAUCUCCAAAGGGAACUGUUCCGUCACCUGCUGCAUGAGUUCCUGGCCAUCCGCGACCUCUCGGACCGACUGGACCGGACAAGCGACCUCCUGGCGCGGUUUGCGGCGUGGUUCGACGUCGGCGAGGUGCUGGCCCUCGUGCCCGACGAAUGGAGCGUGGAGAUCCUCGGCGGGUUCCUGAUGGCCGUGCUGCGCUCGCUGGUGGCGCAGGGCCGCGAGGCGCGGAUCGAGCGGGCGCUGUGUGCGAGUUUGAAUCUCCGUGUGGGCUGCGAGUAUAUCGAGGUGGCAGAGAAGGAAGCAUUUAUCGAAGAGGAGGGGGGGGUAAGGCGGGUGUCUUAGCAUACCGAGUAUAUGACUAUGAUGAAUAUAAUCACUACUUGAAAUGUAGAUGUUUAGUAUUUACAAUAUCUAUUUACAUUUGAACCAACUUUCUGUUUUAGUCCAGGUCUGGAAU